CACAACUUCAGCAGUUACUGCAGGGCUAUUCACAACUGCUCCAAAUGCAACUGUGAGCACAGGGAUUACCAAUGUGCUCUGGGGGAGAGCAUGUCUUAGUGCCUGCUGCAUCUCCCUAGAAAAGGCACUAAAGAACAACAUGGAUCAAGUUGAACAACUUUCUGCAGACAGAAGGAAGAGCCUCCCCUCAGCUGACAAGAAAAAGAGCAAUGGCUGUAGAACCAUUGUGGGGUUUUUGUGUGUGUUCCCUGUGGUGGCUCUGCUGGCUAUUGUGGGAGAUCCAGCUGGAGCUGCAGUUCAGAAAAUUCAGGAAGAUGCCACAUCACCUGGUCAUCAUGAAGCCUCUGCUGUGCACAGUCCUGCUUUCCCACCUCGGCCUCCAGCGCGGAGAAGACGCUACACCAUCACACCAGGGCACUUGAAAUGGGACCACUUCAACUUAACGUACAAGAUCCUGUCCUUCCCAAGGAACCUCCUGAGUGCCCGGGACACACGCAGGGGCCUGGCGGCUGCGUUCCGAAUGUGGAGUGAAGUGUCACCCUUCAGCUUCAGGGAAGUGCCACGUCACCUGCCCAGUGACCUGAAAAUAGGCUUCUACUCCAUCAACCACACGGACUGCCUGGAGUCUCUCAUCCACCACUGCUUUGAUGGGACAACUGGGGAGCUUGCCCAUGCCUUCUUCCCACCCAACGGGGAAAUCCAUUUUGAUGACCAUGAAUACUGGAUCUUGGGCAACACCCGGUUCAGCUGGAAGAAAGGUGUGUGGCUCACAGACCUGGUACAUGUAGCUGCUCAUGAAAUAGGACACGCCUUGGGACUCAUGCACUCCCUGAACCCUGGGGCCCUCAUGCACAUCAACGCCACCCUGACUGGGAAAAAGACCAUCUCCCAGGAUGAAGUCUGGGGAAUUCACAGGCUUUAUGGAUGUAAAGACAGGCUGUUCAUGUGCCCAUCGUGGGCACAAAAAGGUUUCUGUGAGAAACGCAGGAAGCUGAUGCAAAAGCACUGUCCUUCUGCCUGUGACUUCUGCUAUGAAUUCCCAUUUCCAACGGUCCCUCCUACUCUGCCUCCACCGAGGACAAAGACCAAGACUGUUUCUGAGGGCAGGAACGUCACCUUCCGCUGUGGACAGAAGAUAAUUCACAAAAAAGGCAAAGUUUACUGGUAUAAGGAUCAGGAGCUUCUGGAAUACUCAUAUCCAGGUUACUUAUCCUUAAAUGAAGAUCACAUGAGCAUCAUUGCAAAUGCAAUUAAUGAAGGAACUUACACUUGUAUAGUGAAGAAAAAAGAAAGAAUCUUGACUACUUAUUCCUGGAGAAUCAGACUCAAGCACUAACGAGGACCCUGGAAUGAGCACUCCAGGUAUUGCUCCUUCUGUUUCAAAUUCAAAAUGUUUCUCUGGCAUUUUAUAUUUAACCUCCAACAGUGCAACUCAACUUCUACAUCAGCUGCUUCUAUUCCUUGGGCAAAAGAGACUAAGACUUGAUUACUGGAACAUAAAACUUCCAAAUCAGUUCUAAUGCUAAAGAAUUUGUCAAGUAUGUGCUGUACAGACAAUUUAAAAUGUGGAGGUUUUGGUUUGUUUUUAAAGUGUUGGAUUUUGCAGCUAAACUAUGUGGAUCACUGCAGACUGCUGGUAAACAAGAACAUAA
This is a messenger RNA of Apus apus (common swift), 1652 nucleotides long. RefSeq names its product matrix metallopeptidase 23B (gene MMP23B). The record is from RefSeq and is a predicted model, not a curated record. NCBI's taxonomy places the organism in Eukaryota, Metazoa, Chordata, Aves, Apodiformes, Apodidae. Gene Ontology annotation, cellular component: extracellular matrix. Gene Ontology annotation, biological process: extracellular matrix organization; collagen catabolic process; proteolysis. Gene Ontology annotation, molecular function: metalloendopeptidase activity; zinc ion binding. The coding region runs from base 140 to 1336 and encodes 398 amino acids. The transcript has 8 exons.